Messenger RNA from Salvelinus fontinalis (brook trout), 8858 nucleotides. Its product is annotated as laminin subunit beta-1-like. Gene Ontology annotation, cellular component: laminin trimer. Gene Ontology annotation, biological process: cell migration; basement membrane assembly; substrate adhesion-dependent cell spreading. Bases 90 to 5447 code for a protein of 1785 amino acids. NCBI's taxonomy places the organism in Eukaryota, Metazoa, Chordata, Actinopteri, Salmoniformes, Salmonidae. The record is from RefSeq and is a predicted model, not a curated record. The transcript is spliced from 33 exons. Gene Ontology annotation, molecular function: extracellular matrix structural constituent; integrin binding.
UUGAGGGGUAGCGGGACAAGAAAAGCGUGAGGGCAAAACCCUACCAUAAGGAACCACACACAGUCUCACGGAUAGGAAGCACACCAAAAAUGUUGAUAUUUCAAAUUGCGACCCUGCUAUCCGCAGGGGCGUGCGUCCUUGCCCAGGUACCAGAGUUCAGCGAUGUGUGCACAGAGGGGAGCUGCUACCCCGCCACGGGAGACCUUCUCAUCGGCAGAGCCCACCAACUCUCUGCCAACUCCACAUGCGGCCUCCACCGGCCCGAGCCGUUCUGUAUCGUCAGUCAUUUACAGGAAGAGAAGAAAUGCUUUGUGUGUGACUCCACCGACGUCUAUGUCAAAAGCGUGGUUAACGCCACCACCGGCCACCGAGUGGAGAAUGUCGUGACCACAUUCGCCCCCAACCGCCUGAAAACCUGGUGGCAGUCAGAGAAUGGUCUUGAGAAAGUGACCAUCCAGCUGAACUUGGAGGCAGAGUUUCAUUUCACCCACCUCAUCAUGACCUUCAAGACCUUCCGGCCUGCUGCCAUGGUGAUUGAGCGGUCGGCUGACUUUGGGAAGAACUGGCAGGUGUACCGUUACUUCGCCUACGACUGUGAGUCAGCAUUCCCUGCCAUAUCCUCGGGGCCCAUGCAGAAAGUGGAUGACGUCAUCUGCGAUUCACAUUACUCCGACAUCGAACCAUCGACAGAGGGAGAGGUCAUCUUCCGAGUUUUGGAUCCAGUUUUCCGUAUUGAAGAUCCCUACAGCCCCAGAAUCCAAAACAUGUUGAAGAUCACCAACCUAAGGGUGAAGUUCACCAAGCUGCACACCCUGGGAGACAACCUGCUGGACUCCCGCAUGGAGAUCAAGGAGAAGUACUACUAUGCUGUCUACGACUUGGUGGUACGGGGUAACUGCUUCUGCUACGGACACGCCUCUGAGUGCGCGCCCGUCGAUGGGGCUGGGGAUGUUGUUGAGGGAAUGGUCCAUGGCCACUGUAUGUGCAACCACAACACCAUGGGGUUGAACUGUGAGAAGUGUCAGGACUUCUACCAUGACCUGCCCUGGAGACCAGCCGAGGGACGCAAUACCAACGCCUGUAAAAAAUGUAACUGUAACCAGCACUCAGACUCGUGUCACUUCGACAUGGCAGUAUACGUCUCCACGGGUAACGUGAGCGGUGGUGUGUGUAAUGAGUGCCAGCACAACACUAUGGGACACAACUGUGAACAGUGCAAACCCUUCUACUUCCAGCACCCAGAGAGGGACAUCCGUCACCCCAGUAUCUGUGAACCGUGUAACUGUGAUCCGGUGGGCUCUCUGAAUGGUGGGAUCUGUGACAGGAUGACUGAUGUGUCGUCUGGACUGAUCGCUGGCCAGUGUCGCUGCAAGCCCAAUGUGGAGGGAGAGCAAUGUGACCAGUGCAAACAGGCCCACUACGGCUUGGGAGACCACCUUCUGGGCUGCAUGGCCUGCACCUGUAAUGCCCUGGGGACAGUUCCUGGAGGGAGCCCAUGUGAUACAGACUCGGGAGGCUGUUACUGCAAACGCCUGGUCACCGGGAGGGACUGUGACCAAUGUAUGCCUCAGCACUGGGGGCUAAGCAAUGACAUGGAUGGCUGCAGACCAUGUGACUGUGACCUGGGUGGAGCCAUCAAUAACGAUUGUUCCCAAGAGACUGGUCAGUGUGUGUGUCGAGAACACAUGUUUGGCCGGCGCUGUGACCAGGUGGAGUCAGGCUUCUACUUCAUCGCCCUGGACCACUACACCUACGAGGCAGAGGAUGCCAAAUUUGGACCUGGUGUGACAGUAGUGCAGAGACCCCACCCUCAGGACCGUGGCCCCACCUGGACAGGGAUAGGUUUCGUCAAUGUUCCCGAGGGGGCCUACCUGGAGUUCUCCAUUGACAACAUCCCCCACUCCAUGGAAUAUGACAUCCUCAUCCGCUACGAGCCUCAGUUACCAGACCAGUGGGAGGAGGUGUUGAUGACGGUGAUGCGGCCCAGUGUGAUUUCAGCUGACAGUCGCUGUGCCAACACCAUGCCUGACGACGACAACCAGAUGAUAUCCCUCCACCCCGGAUCACGAUAUGCAGUGCUCCCCAGACCAGUGUGUUUCGAGGCAGGGAUGAACUACACUGUUCGUCUGAGUCUGCCCCUCUACUCCGCACUCAGUGACGUCCAGUCCCCAUAUACACUCAUCGACUCGAUUGUGCUGAUGCCCCACUGUAAGAACCUGGAGAUCUUCACUGGCUCUGAGGGCGGUGACUUGGCCACCAGCAGUGCCUGGGACACCUUCCAACGCUACCGCUGUCUGGAGAACAGUCAGAGCGUAGUGAAGACCCCGUCCACAGACAUCUGCCACAACUUUAUCUUCAGCAUAUCCGCUCUGCUGCACCAGGGAGCUAAAGCAUGCCAGUGUGAUCCGCAGGGCUCUCUCAGCACGGUGUGUGAUGCCAGCGGCGGGCAAUGCCAGUGUCGCCCCAAUGUAGUAGGCAGGAACUGUGACAAAUGUUCCCCUGCCACCUACCUCUUUGGACCCAGUGGCUGUAGAUCCUGUGAUUGCAAUCCCCAGGGAUCGGAGCAUGCGUUCUGCCAUGAGGCUACUGGCCAGUGUGCUUGUAUCCCCGGGGCGUACGGCCGUCAGUGUGACCACUGUUUGCCGGGACACUGGGGCUUCCCCAACUGUCGCCCCUGCACCUGCAAUGGCCACACUGAGCAGUGUGACCCCUACUCUGGAGAAUGCCUGAACUGCCGAGAACAGACCACCGGGCACAACUGUGAGAGGUGUCUGGAAGGUUACUAUGGCGACCCUGUCCUGGGUUCAGGGGAUCACUGUCGUCCCUGUAUGUGUCCGGACGGGCCAGGUAGCGGGCGGCAGUUUGCCGGUGGAUGUUAUCACGGUCUGGACUCUCACUACCAGGUGUUUUGUAUCUGCAGCCCUGGAUACAGAGGUGCCAGAUGUGAGGAAUGUGCCCCAGGUUACUAUGGAAAUCCCCAUGAGAACGGCGGGCAGUGCCAACCAUGCCAGUGCAACAACAACAUUGACAUGCUGGACCAGGAGUCCUGUGAUGCCAGGACAGGUGAAUGUCUCAAAUGUCUCUACCACACCGAGGGUCGAGGCUGCCACAGCUGCAAGCUGGGUUACUAUGGAGAUGCCCUCACACAAAAUUGCAGAAAGUGUGUGUGUAACCACCUGGGUACCAACCCAGCCACGUGCCCGGCGGUGAGCAACUGCCACUGUGAUCUGGGCAGUGGGCAGUGCCAGUGUCUACCAAAUGUGGUGGGUCAGCACUGUGACCAGUGUGCCCCCGACACCUGGAACAUGGCCAGCAAGAAGGGCUGCGAAUCUUGCGACUGUGACCCCAACCACUCAUUUGGAACGUCCUGCAACGAGCUGAGUGGCCAGUGCUCCUGUAAACCUGGCUUUGGGGGUAAAAUGUGUCAGGAGUGCAGAGAGUUGUUCUGGGGAGACCCUGAAGUCAAAUGCAAUGCGUGCGACUGUGACCCACAAGGCAUUGCCGAGCAGCAGUGCAACAAGGCCAACGGUAACUGUGUGUGCUUGGAGGGCGUGUCUGGUCCCCGCUGUAACCUCUGCGCCCGGGGCUACUCUGGCACCUUCCCCUACUGCGAACGCUGCCACCAGUGCUUCGCCGACUGGGACGUGAUCGUAGGUCAGCUGACCAAUCAGACCCACAGGCUGGUCAACAAGGUGAACACCAUCAAGGCCAGCGGCAUCACCGGACCAUACAAACAUGCCAUAGAUAACAUGGAGCAGAGCGCCGGGUCCAUAAGAACUAUCCUGGCCCAGAACCCGGCUACACAGCCACUGUCAGAGAUACAGCAGCUACUGGAGCAGGCCACAGAUCUAAUGGAAGAGAUGAGCAACAAGCUGAACCUCACUGAGGAGGCGUUGGCCCAGGUAUCAUCUGAUGACAACAGCACCAACACCAAACUGGACUCUCUCAAAGAGGACGCCCAGAAACUGGAUCGCACCGUCAAGGAGCUGCUGGACCAAGUGGAGCUCAUCAAGAACUCUGAUGUUCGGGGAGCGACAGACAGUGUCACAAAGUACUACCAGCAGUCUCUGGCUGCUGGGGCUCAGGCCAACGCCUCCACCACCGACCCAGGCAACCCCGUAGAGAGCUCUUUUGUUCUAAGACAAGCUACGGAGGACAAGAUGAACGACACCAGGGACGAGUUCCACAGGAGGCAGGAAGAACACGCCAAGAGACUGGAUGACCUGGCGGAUCAGCUGGAGACAUUGGACCUAUCAGAACUCAGUGAGAAGACGUGCGGCAGCCCAGCUGGUGAGGCGUGUGUAGACUCUCCGUGCGGGGGUCUGAGUUGUGUGGACUCUGAGGGGAACAGGAGGUGUGGGGGCGAGGGGUGUGACGGUCUGGUCACCCUGGCCAACAAUGCCUGGCAUAAGGCCAACCACUUUGACCAGGAGAUCCUCACGGCCAUGGAGGAGGUGGACAAGCUCUCCAAGAUGGUGUCAGAGGCCAAGGUGAAGGCAGAUGAGGCCAAGCUGAGUGCCCAGGACGUGCUGCUGAAGACAAAUGAGACCAAGCAGCGCGUGGACCAGAGCAAUGAGGAGCUGCGCAGCCUCAUCCGACAGAUCAGAGACUUCCUCACACAGGAUGCAGCAGACAUGGAGAGCAUCGAGGCAGUGGCCAACGAGGUGCUGGCCAUGCAGAUGCCCAGCACGCCAGCCCAGCUCCAGAAUCUGACAGACGAGAUCAGGGAGAGGGUGCGAGACCUGGCCCAAGUGGAGACUAUCCUCAACCACAGCGCUGACGACGUGCAGAGAGCCGAGAACCUACUGAAGCAGGCAGGCAGAGCCAGUAAAGAGGCCACAGAUGUGAGGGAAACAGCAGAGAUGGUGAAGCAGGCUCUGGAAGAGGCUGAGCGUGCCCAGAAAGCAGCAGCCGAGGCCAUCAAACAGGCCACCACAGACAUUAAAGGCACAAACGACCUCCUGUCCUCAGUGGAGUCGGAGACAGCGGACUCAGAGUUCAAGCUGAACAACGCCACCCAGAGGCUGCUGUGGUUAGAGAAAGACAUCACACUGCUCAGAGAGAAGGCACUGAACACCUCGCUUAGCUCUGAACAAACCGAGAGAGAUGCAGAGAGCAUCAACAAAGUGGCUGAGCAGGUCAAAAAGGACCUGGACUCGGAGCUGAAGGAUAAGUACAGCACCGUGCAGGACCUGAUCAAACAGGAGGCCGGGGGCGUGGCCGAUGCCAAGAAGAGGGCGGAGCUUCUACAGCAGGAAGCCACAGACCUUCUGCUACAGGCCAGUGACAAGCUGCAGCUACUGAAAGAUUUAGAGAAGUCCUACGAGGACAACCAGAAGACUCUGGAAGACAAGGCCAACCAGUUGGUGGAUCUGGAGAAGGCUGUCAAAGAGCUGCUGCAGGAGAUCAGUCACAAAGUCACCGUGUACAGCACCUGUCUGUUUUAAACACAACCCCCAGUACGGGGUUGUGAAGAAAACUGGUUCACAAAGCAAAAUGAACGCCAACCAAGGAAUAGAGGCCAUUUGAAACCAGAAGAUAUUUAAUAUUACUGGCACAGAGCCCCUAGAGACUGGACACAUUAAACGUACCACCCACUCACACUCCCUGGUUUCAUCAUUUGAAAUCAAAGAUUACUGUUUACUUUUAUACUGUUUCUAAGUCUAACAAGUGGUUUUCGUGUGGAAAAAGCAGGGGAUAAAAAAGAAGUAAUCUGUUUCUAUUUGUAGGAAACAAGGAGAGCGAAUAAGUGAGAAAUCAGAAUCCUGCCAAAGAGUUUACCAUCCAAGCUACAGCCAACAUUUAAGAUACACAGUACCAGCUAGACAUCAUCGCCUACAUAUACAAAGUGACAUGAACCAGCCAGACUUUACAACUACCUUGAUUGGCAGUACUUCUAGCACACAGUGUGUGAGAAUGUUAUGGUUCGAAUUUUUGAGAAUGAGAGCUUUGAGGCGAAUUUGUGCAUUCAGAUAUUUGGAGACCAUCCUCCUAACAUUUUAAAAUAAAAAAGAAAAUGUGCAUUGUUUUGAAAUGGUUGCAAAGAAAUUCCCCCUCCAUUUAAACCAGAAUGUAAUUCAAUAAUUUUUUCUUGAGUUCGAAAACCAAUGCCUUGAGGGCUGAAAGCAUGAAUGUAAAGGUUUGACUUAACUUUUUACCAUGAGACUGGAUUAUUUUGUAUAUUUGUAUGCAACAUUGUAUGAACCAACUGGUUACUUUCAAAGUUACCUUGACCAACACAUUUAUUUUCAAUUUGGAGGAAAAAAAACAUUUGAAAUCCCAUCAAUUAUGUGUUACAUCUUGACAAGUUCUGAGAGUUAUUGUUUUUAAACAUAUUUACUAUUUUGAGCCUUAGCCUCUCACCUUAACACUAUAGUGUACCUGUUAUGGUAAAAUGGGGAUGUGUUUGUGGGCCUCAGAGUACUCCUGGGAGGCAGCCACAUACAGAGCAGACCUUCUGUGUACACUAAGCAUUAGAUCCAAUGCCUUGGCUAGAUCUGAAACACAAGAGACAUUAAGCUACUCACAAUUUUGUUUUUAUCCUUGAUUUAUUGUCUUAUUUUUUGUUUUAUAGUGUCCUUGUUAUUUUAUUUUUAACAGGCGCUUUAAAACCAAUGUAUUACAAUUAUUAGUGCUAGCAUAGGGCAAAUGUGACAGGACUCUUCAUAAAUUCUCCCAAUAUGCCACAAAUUUCAAUGAAAUGCAUUCAUCCCUUCUUUCCUGGAAUAAGUCAGGUUUGAUAUGUUUGAAUUGAUGAUAGCAGGGUGGUAACUUUCAUUUGACUUAAAUCACAAAUGGAUUAUUCAAUCACACAUAGGCCUAUAUUAUGGACACUGGCAGACAGGUUAACCUGGUUGGGUUGUAUCAAUCAAUCAAUGAAAUGUAUUUAUAAAGCCCUUCUUACAUCAGCUGAUGUCACAAAGGUCUGUACAGAAACCCGGCCUAAAACCCCAAACAGUAAGCAAUGCAGGUGUAGAAGCACGGUGGCUAGGAAAAACUCCUUAGAAAGGCCGGAACCUAGGAAGAAACCUAGAGUGGAACCAGGAUAUGAGGGGUGGCCAGUCCACUUAUGGCUGUGCCGGGUUGAGAUUAUAACAGAACAUGCCCAAGAUGUUCAAAUGUUCAUAGAUGACCAGCAGUGUCAAAUGAUAAUAAUCACAGUGGUCUAGAGGGUGCAACAGGUCAGCACCUCAGGAGUACAUUUCAGUUGGCUUUUCAUAGCCGAUCAUUCAGAGUAUCUCUACCACUCCUGGUGUCUCUAGAGAGUUGAAAACAGCAGGUCUGGGACAAGGUAGCAUGUCCGGUGAACAGGUCAGAGUUCCAUAGCCACAGGCAGAACAGUUGAAACUGGAGCAGCAGCACGACCAGGUUGGACUGGGGACAGCAAGGAGUCAUCAGGCCAGGUGGUCCUAGGGCUCAAGUCCUCCGAGGAGAUGGGAGAGAGAGAGAAUUAGAGAGAGCAUACUUAAAUUCACACAGGACACCGGAUAAGACAGUAGAAAUACUCCAGAUAUAACAGACUGACCCUAGCCCUCCGACACAUAAACUGUUGCAGCAUAAAUACUGGAGGUUGAGACAGGAGGUAUCAGGAGACACUGUGGCCCCGUCUGUCGAUAUCCCAGAACAGGGCCAAACAGGCAGGAUAUAACCUCACCCACUUUGCCAAAGCACAGCCCCCACACCACUAGAGGGAUAUCUUCAACCACCAACUUACUAUCCUGAGACAAUGCCGAUUAUAGCCCACGAAGAUCUCCCUCACGGGGGUGCGCCAACCCGGACAGGAAGAUCACGUCAGUGACUCAACUCACUCAAGUGGCGCACCCCUCCUAGGGACGGCAUGGAAGAGCACCAGUAAGCCAGUGACUCAGCCCCUGUAAUAAGGUUUGAGGCAGAGAAUCCCAGUGGAGAGAGGGGAACCGGCCAGGCAGAGACAGCAAGGGCGGUUCGUUGCGCCAAUGCCGUUUUGUUCACCUUCACACUCCUGGCCCAGACUACACUCAAUCAUAGGACCUACUGAAGAGAUGAGUCUUCAAUAAAGACUUGAAGGUAGAGACUGAGCCUGCGUGUCUCACAUGGAUAGGCAGACCAUUCCGUAAAAAUGGAGCUCUAUAGAAGAAAGUCCUGCCUCCAGCUGUUUGCUUAGAAAUUCUAGGGACAGAAAGGAAGCCUGCGUCUUGUGACUGUAGCGUACGUGUAGGUACGUACGGCAGGACCAAAUCGGAAAGAUAGGUAGGAGCAAGCCCAUGUAAUGCUUAGUAGGUUAGCAGUAAAACCUUGAAAUCAGCCCUUGCCUUAACAGGAAGUCAGUGUAGAGGCUAGCACUGGAGUAAUAUGAUAAAAAAGGUAAAAUAUAUAGUGAAAACAAUAGUGGUCCUAAAACGGAGCCUUGAGGAACACCAAAAUGUACAGUUGAUUUGUCAGAGGCAAAACCAUCUACAGAGACAAACUGAUAUCUUUCUGACAGAUAAGAUCUAACCAGGCCAGAACUUUUCCGUGUAGACCAAUUUGGGUUUCCAAACUGACGUCCUUGGGUAGGUGGAGGGAGUCUGGAAGGGCAUCUAGGAAUCUUUGGGUUGUCCGAUAAUUUUUAGCAUGGCUUUUGAUGAUUCUUGGUUGGGGUCUGAGCAGAUUAUUUGUUGCGAUUGAAAACAUAAUAAAAAUGGUGGUCCGAUAGUCCAGGAUCCACAACAUUUAUUCCACGGGACAAAACUAGGUUCAGAGUAUGACUGUGGCAGUGAGUAGGUCCGGAGACAUGUUGGACAAAACCCACUGAGUCGAUGAUGGCUCCGAAAGCCUUUUGGAGUGGUUCUGUGGACGUUUCCAUGUGAAUAUUAAAGUCACCAAUGGCUUUUGUGUGA